CUGCUGGACUCGCGCUCUGUAAUGGGUGACCUUGGCUGGAUCGCGUACCCGAAGAACGGGUGGGAAGAAAUUGGAGAGGUGGAUGAAAACUACGCCCCUAUCCACACCUACCAGGUGUGCAGAGUGAUGGAGCACAACCAGAACAACUGGCUUCAGACCAACUGGAUCCUAAAUGAAGGUGCACAGCGAAUCUUUGUGGAGCUGAAGUUCACCCUGAGGGACUGUAACAGCCUGCCUGGUGGUGUGGGCACCUGCAAAGAGACCUUUAACAUGUACUACCAUGAGUCCAACGAUGAGGAUGACAGGAACAUCCGUGAGAGCCAGUACAACAAAAUCGACACCAUUGCAGCAGAUGAGAGCUUCACAGAGCUGGAUUUGGGAGACAGGGUCAUGAAACUCAACACGGAAGUGCGAGAUGUCGGACCUCUCACCAAGAAAGGCUUCUAUUUGGCCUUCCAGGAUCUGGGCGCCUGUAUCGCCCUCGUAUCUGUGCGGGUCUUUUACAAAAAGUGUCCCCAAGUGGUGAAGAACUUGGCAGUCUUUCCAGAUACCAUCACCGGGUCAGACUCCUCGCAGCUCCUAGAGGUGUCGGGGACCUGCGUGAAUAACUCCACGGCCGAGGACCUUCCCAGAAUGCACUGCAGUGCCGAAGGGGAGUGGCUGGUGCCCAUCGGGAGGUGCAUGUGCCAGGCAGGCCAUGAGGAAGUUAAUGGCUCCUGUCAAGUGUGUAAGCCCGGGUUCUACAGAUCAGCAUUGCAGACACGAUCAUGCAGUAAGUGUCCUCCUCACAGCUUCACCAAAACUGAGGGUUCCACUUCAUGCCAGUGUGACCAGGGCUAUUACAAGAAGGACACGGACCCCACCAACAUGGCCUGCACAAAGCCUCCUUCAGCCCCGCGCAGUGCCAUUUCAAACGUAAAUGAGACGAGUGUGUUGCUGGAAUGGAGUGCUCCAGAUGAGAUGGGAGGCAGGAAGGACAUCACCUACAGCGUGCUCUGCAGGAAACUGAGUGUCGAGUCUAAGCAGCAUGAGCCGUGUGGCAGUCACGUCCGUUACUUACCCCAGCGCACAGGCCUCAGCAAUACCUCGGUCAUGGUACUGGACCUGCUCGCCCACACCAACUACACCUUUGAGGUGGAGGCUGUGAACGGCGUGUCUGAACUAACCAAACCGCUGCGGCAGUACGUCACACUCAACGUUACAACCAACCAAGCUGCUCCAUCACCGAUCACUUUGGUAAAAAGAGGAAAGACGGCAAAGAACAGCAUCUCUAUAUCGUGGCAGGAACCAGACCGGCCUAACGGCAUCAUCCUGGAGUAUGAGAUCAAGUAUUUUGAGAAGGAUCAGGAGAGCAGCUACACUAUUAUCAAGUCGAAGGAGACAGAGGUUGUGGUGGAUGGUCUGAAACCGUCCUCAGUGUACAUCUUUCAGAUCAGAGCUCGCACCUCUGCAGGCUACGGUGGCUUCAGUCGACGCUUCGAGUUUGAAACCAGCCCCUACUCUAUGUCUGCAUCUAGAGAUCAGGGCCGGGUUCCUGUCAUUGCCGUAGCUGUUACACUGGGCAUCAUCUUGCUGGCACUGGUCACUGGCUUCCUGCUUAGCGGCAGACGCUGUGGCUACAGUAAAGCUAAACAAGAUCCAGACGAAGAAAAGAUGCACUUCCACAAUGGCCACAUUAAAUUCCCAGGUGUUCGUACAUAUAUUGAUCCUCAUACCUAUGAAGAUCCCAACCAAGCCAUCCACGAGUUUGCCAAGGAGAUUGAUGUGUCUUGCAUUACAAUCGAGCGGGUGAUAGGAGCCGGUGAGUUUGGAGAGGUGUGCAGUGGUCCGCUAAGGCUGCAGGGGAAAAGAGAGAUCAUGGUGGCCAUUAAGACACUGAAAGCAGGCUACACAGAAAAACAGAGGAGAGACUUUCUGGCUGAAGCAAGCAUCAUGGGCCAGUUUGAUCACCCCAACAUCAUUCACCUGGAGGGCGUGGUCACUAAGAGCAAGCCAGUGAUGAUUUUAACUGAGUACAUGGAGAACGGAUCCCUUGAUACGUUUUUAAAGAAGAAUGAUGGGCAGUUUACAGUUAUCCAGCUGGUUGGCAUGCUGCGCGGCAUCGCCUCGGGCAUGCGCUACCUCUCGGACAUGGGCUACGUCCAUCGCGACCUGGCCGCCCGCAACAUCUUGGUCAACAGCAACCUGGUGUGUAAGGUGUCUGACUUUGGCCUGUCUCGAGUGCUGGAGGAUGACCCAGAGGCGGCCUACACCACCCGGGGAGGAAAGAUUCCAAUCAGGUGGACGGCACCAGAGGCGAUCUCUUACAGAAAGUUCACCUCAGCCAGCGACAUGUGGAGCUACGGAAUUGUCAUGUGGGAGGUGAUGUCAUACGGUGAAAGACCGUACUGGGAGAUGAGCAAUCAAGAUGUGAUAAAAGCUGUAGACGAGGGCUACAGACUACCAGGCCCGAUGGACUGCCCCGCUGCUCUCUACCAUCUGAUGAUGGACUGCUGGCAGAAGGAAAGAAACAGUCGACCCAAGUUUGAAGAAAUAGUAAAUCUACUGGACAAGCUGAUCCGUAACCCAAGCAGCCUGAAGAGCCUCGUCAACUCCUCCAACAGGGUGUCCAAUUUAUUAGUGGAGCAUGGCAGCGCGGAGCUCUGUGCGUUCAGCUCUGUGGGGGAAUGGUUAGAUGCCAUAAAAAUGGGUCGAUACACCGAGCUUUUCAUGGAAAGUGGAUACACUUCACAGGAUGUAGUCACUCAGAUGACCUUGGAAGAUCUGAAGCAGGUCGGAGUCAUUCUGGCUGGGCACCAGAAGAAGAUCCUCAACAGUAUCCAGGAGAUGCGAGUACAGGUGAUGAAUUCCACCAUUCCUGUCUGA
Messenger RNA from Trichomycterus rosablanca, 2865 nucleotides. RefSeq names its product ephrin type-A receptor 5. Bases 22 to 2865 code for a protein of 947 amino acids. Gene Ontology annotation, biological process: axon guidance; protein phosphorylation; ephrin receptor signaling pathway. Gene Ontology annotation, cellular component: plasma membrane; dendrite. NCBI's taxonomy places the organism in Eukaryota, Metazoa, Chordata, Actinopteri, Siluriformes, Trichomycteridae. Gene Ontology annotation, molecular function: protein binding; ATP binding; transmembrane-ephrin receptor activity. The transcript is spliced from 17 exons. The record is from RefSeq and is a predicted model, not a curated record.